This is a messenger RNA of Monodelphis domestica (gray short-tailed opossum), 2019 nucleotides long. RefSeq names its product WD repeat domain 77 (gene WDR77). Gene Ontology annotation, biological process: oocyte axis specification. Lineage: Eukaryota; Metazoa; Chordata; Mammalia; Didelphimorphia; Didelphidae. The record is from RefSeq and is a predicted model, not a curated record. Gene Ontology annotation, cellular component: methylosome. Gene Ontology annotation, molecular function: protein binding.
GCCACGGACAUGCGGCAGGAGGAGUCGUCGCCGUCAAUAUCGUCCCUUCCUCGUCCCGUUCCAGAAUGGAACCUACCGCCCAACGCGCCGGCAUGUAUGGAGCGGCAGCUGGAGGCAGCGCGCUACCGGUCUGAUGGCUCCCUGCUUCUGGGCGCGUCCAGCCUCAGCGGCCGUAGCUGGGCCGGCUCUCUGUGGCUCUUCAAGGACCCCCUCGCGGCCCCCAAUGAGGGCUUCUGUUCAGCUGGAGUCCAGACCGAAGCCGGGCUGUCCGACCUGACUUGGGUAGGGGAUCGGGGCAUCCUUGUGGCCUCCGACUCGGGUGCUGUGGAACUAUGGGAACUGGAUGAUUCUGAAACACUCAUCGUCAGCAAGUUCUGCAAAUAUGAGCAUGAUGACAUAGUGACCAGUGUCAGUGCCCUACUCCCUGGCACACAGGCUGUCAGUGGCAGCAAAGACUUCUGCAUAAAACUUUGGGACCUUGGCCAAGAGAAAGUGCUAAGCUCCUAUAGAGCUCACUCUGGCCAAGUCUCCUGUGUUGCUGCUUCUCCCCUUAAGGAGUCUUUGUUCCUGUCAUGCAGCGAGGACAAUAGAAUUUUACUUUGGGAUAUCCGGUUACCCAAGCCAGCCACACAUAUUGGCCAAAGUGUCCCCCAUCACCUUCCUACCUCACUGGCCUGGCAUACUAAGAAGAGCAAAAUUUUUGCUUUUGGUGAUGAGAAUGGCUCUGUCUUUCUUGUGGACCUCAAGAACCCUGACAAUAUCCGUUCCUUAACUAUACACUCCCAGAGUGUCACAAGGCUGGUGUUCUCAUCAGACAGUUGUCCCCUCCUGGCAUCCCUCAGUGAAGAUUGUUCUGUAGUUGUGCUUGACACUUGCCUUGUAGAAGUGUUCAAAAGCGAAGCCCACAGAGAUUUUGUGAGAGAUGCUACGUGGUCUCCCCUCAAUCAGUAUCUGCUCACGACUGUGGGCUGGGACCAUCAGGUCAUCCACCACACUGUGUCCUCAGAGCCAAUUACAGUUCCUGCUUCCCACAAAGCCAUAUAGAAUAGAUUGGAUUUGAGACAAAAAAGGCAAAACUGCUACAAAUCCAAAUCCACCUACCCCUUGGUUUAUGAGAAGAUAAGUCCUGUUUGUAGCAGGUUUGAUCUAUUAGAACUGAGCAGUUGAGGCACCAACUUCUCUGCCUGGGAUCCUGUAGAGUCGUAGGGAGACAGUUGUUUAUUUUUUUAGAUUCUAUUUAAAUUUCUUUUUAAAUGAUAAUUUGGACCAUCUCUUCCCACAUCUAGUGACCUCCCCUUGUUCCUCCUCACUCUUAAAAAGUACAUAAAGGGGUAGGAAAGUGUCUCUUCAUUUCUUUUUCUUCAGGUUAUAAGGAAUUUGCAAAAUCCUGGGAAUCACCUGAGAUUUGGGCAUCCCCAUGUCCUAGGAAUGAGGUUUCUCAUUUACCCUUUGAGGUUUUUGGUUAUUCUAAUUACAGAUCUGAGACAGACAUGGGAAAUUUUUUUAACAGCAGGACAGCCUCUUGCCUCAGUUGCCUAGGGUAAUUUCUUUCCCUUAAUACGAAUCCUUCCUUGGCUGAGCAGGAAGGAGAACGGCCUGUUUUUCGUAGGUCAUUGGGAACCUCUCUAGUAAAGUCAUGAUACUCUGGGAGAGGCUUACUACCUUCUCCUAAUGAUGAGAGACCAAUUCCAGAGUUUGUUUCCUUUGGUUAGAUGCCAAAGGGUAUGGCUGGACUUGGUUUAGAGGGAAUCCAGAGGGAUUUGAGGAGAGGAUGGGAAGUUGUGGGCAAGGGACACUUGAACAUAAGCCAGAAAACUGACAGACUCCAGCGAGGGCUUUGGGAGCUGCUCCUCCAGUACUAAACUGCCCUGACCACCGCCUCCUGAGGCUGCUCUGCUUUCAGGAGGUGGGUUGCUUUGCCAUGUCAGGAGAAGACAUUUUAUUGCCAAGCGUCAUCCCAAUGGAGAAUCUGAUAUGACUUAGUGAAAUAAAAUUCUCCAUUUCGGGUUCUGUUUUUCA